Messenger RNA from Telopea speciosissima, 3241 nucleotides. Its product is annotated as serine/threonine-protein phosphatase 4 regulatory subunit 3A-like. NCBI's taxonomy places the organism in Eukaryota, Viridiplantae, Streptophyta, Magnoliopsida, Proteales, Proteaceae. The record is from RefSeq and is a predicted model, not a curated record. The transcript is spliced from 25 exons. Gene Ontology annotation, cellular component: nucleoplasm; protein phosphatase 4 complex. Gene Ontology annotation, biological process: protein dephosphorylation. Gene Ontology annotation, molecular function: protein phosphatase activator activity. Bases 245 to 2926 code for a protein of 893 amino acids.
GUGCACAGAAAGAAUACAGGGAACAAAGGGAGAGAGAAAGGGAGCUAAGAAAACCGAGGGUUCUCUCCGACGUUAAUGGCGGUUAGGGUUCUCUGUUGAUCCCCGAAACUAAAAUCUCCCGCCACUUUGCUCUGUAGUUAUACCUAAAGUUCUUAAUUCAAUCCCCCAAUUAUAGCUUCUUAUACUUUUUUCAAUACCGACAAGGAUUUAAUACAAAUUCAGUAGAAGGAGAGAGGAACGACUGAUGGGUGCCCCAGAAAAAACCACGGCUGUCGCGAAUUCGAUGCAGCGUGUCAAGGUCUAUCGUCUGAAUGAGCAUGGAAAGUGGGAUGACCGUGGAACUGGACAUGUUACUGUUGAUUAUCUGGAGAGAUCAGAAGAACUUGGUCUCUUUGUCAUUGAUGAGGAAGAUAACGAGACAAUACUUGCACAUCGUAUCAGCUCUGAUGAGAUCUAUCGACGGCAAGAAGGUACUAUCAUCUCUUGGCGUGAUCCAGAGUAUUCUACAGAGUUAGCUCUUAGCUUUCAAGAGACUGCAGGGUGCUCCUACAUCUGGGACCACAUUUGCAGUGUGCAGAGAAAUAUGCAAUUUAACACACUCAGUAACCUUGAGAUGGGUCAUCGCUCAGCCACAGAGGCAUUGGAGACAUCUGGGACAUCUCAGGCCAAUGAUGAAUCAUUUCGUGGCCUCAAUAGUGAACUGAGGGAAUUGCCAGCGGUUGACCUAUCCACACUUCCUCUGAUAUUGAAGACUGUAGUGGAGAGUGGUAUUUCUGACCAGAUGCGUGUGACAGAGCUUAUAGUGCAUGAUCAAGAUUUCUUCAGGAAGCUGAUGGACCUGUUUAGAAUGUGUGAAGACUUGGAAAACAUUGAGGGUCUUCACGUAAUAUUCAAGAUAGUCAAGGGGAUCAUUUUACUCAACAAUCCUCAGAUAUUUGAGAAAAUUUUUGGGGAUGAGCUCAUCAUGGAUAUUAUUGGGUCCCUGGAAUAUGAUCCUGAAAUUCAUCAUGUCCAACAUCAUCGUGCUUUCCUAAAGGAGCAUGUGGUUUUUAAGGAGGCAAUUCCUAUUAAAGAUCCCGUAGUCUUGUCAAAGAUACAUCAGACGUACAGAAUUGGUUAUAUAAAGGAUGUCAUUUUGCCAAGAGUAUUGGAUGAGGCAACAGUUGCAAAUCUCAAUUCUGUCAUCCAUGCACAUAAUGGUGUAGUAAUUUCAUUGUUAAAGGAUGACAGUGCCUUUAUUCAGGAUUUGUUUGCAAAGAUGAGAUCACCCACCACCUCUUCAGAGUCGAAGAAGAAUUUGGUUUUCUUCUUGCACGAAUUUUGUAGCUUGAGUAGAAGCUUGCAGCUGGUCCAGCAACUGCGACUGUUUAGGGAUCUCAUGAAUGAAGGCAUCUUUGACAUCAUAACUGAUGCUUUGCAGAGUCCAGAUAAAAGGCUUGUAUUAACAGGGACAGACAUCCUUAUUCUUUUCCUUAACCAGGAUCCAAACCUUCUUAGGUCAUAUGUGAUUCGACAGGAAGGGAGUCCUCUACUUGGGCUUCUGGUCAAAGGUAUGAUAACAGACUUUGGGGAGGAUAUGCAUUGCCAGUUUCUAGAAAUUCUUCGCAGCUUACUGGACUCGUACACUUUGUCUGGAUCCCAGAGAGACAAUAUUAUAGAGAUUUUCUAUGAGAAGCACUUGGAUCAGUUAAUUGAUGUUAUUACGUUGUCAUGCCCUCCGAAAGGUGGUACUUGUCCAGUUGUCAAAUCUGCUGGCUCUGGUGGAAAUACCGAAAGUCAGGCAGCCACAAAGCCUGAAAUUUUGCUAAACAUCUGUGAACUUCUAUGCUUUUGUGUGCUUCACCAUCCUUACAGGAUAAAGUGCAAUUUUCUCGUCAAUAAUGUGAUAGAAAAAGUCUUGUUUCUAACCCGUGGAAGGGAAAGAUACUUGGUAGUUGCCGCUGUCCGCUUUCUGCGGACUAUUAUUUCCCGCAAUGAUGAUCAUCUGCUGCGUCACAUUGUCAAGAACAACCUUCUAAAACCAAUUGUUGAGGCAUUCGUUGCCAAUGGUAAUCGCUAUAAUCUGCUGAACUCUGCGGUCCUAGAACUUUUCGAGUAUAUACGGAAGGAAAACCUCAAAACCUUAAUCACAUAUGUGAUAAAUUCAUUCUGGAAUCAGUUGGUCAAAUUUGAGCACUUACCAUCCAUUCAAGUGCUGAAAGUUAAAUAUGAACAGUCCCUAGAAGCCUGUGAAACAAGAAGUGCUGUUAAUGUUGUGGAUCCAAGAAAGCGGAAUGAUGAGCGGGCCCUUGAGAAAGAAGAGGAGGACUACUUCAAUGAAGACAGUGAUGAAGAAGAUACUGCAUCUGUACGCGCUUCACAUACCCGUGACCAACAUGCUCUCCCUGUCUUACCGAAUGGUUCCAGCAUCAGCUAUCCAUCAUUAAGACCGGGAUCUGGUGGGCUGGUUGACUAUGACGAUGAUGACGAUGAUGACAACUACAAUCCGCCACCUAAACCAGGGACCUCUGGUGGGGACAGCACGACAGCAGAGUCCCCCAAGCCGAAACGCAAGUCGACUUCUAAAGAAAAGGAGCUUGAGCUAACAAAGAAGCAAAGGUUGGAUAAAAAUUCAAUAGAUGGUUCUGUAUCCAUCAUUUCCGCAACACCUACCCAUGCGGCGUCACACGGCAAGAAAGUGACUAGCACCAUGCGUAUUAUUACUCGCACCCCUGAUACUAAAAGCAGUUCAGAUCAAGAGAACCAUAUUGAGAAGGAACCUACAGCUCCAAGAAGUUGUUCCAAUUGUGUGCCCAAUGCCUCUGGUACUAGACAGUCAAGUGGAGAUGACUGUCCAUUGCUGGCGCCCAACGGUAACAAUUCCCCGUCGGAGAUGACUGUAAAUGGCACUAAUGUCACUGGCUCAGAACCAUAUUCAGUACGAUGACUUAAUUGAUCAUAUUGUUUUAUUUCUUUUCAAGCCAUGAAAGUGAAAGAUUACAAUCAGCCAGUUGGGUUGGUUUUCCCGUCCGCCAAAAUGAACAGAAGACUUGUCAAAGAAGUUCGCCAACAUACUGAGGGAUGGCUUAAGUUUCUGGUUCUCUAUUGGCAAAAGGAAGAGAUAAAAUGUACUGCCAGUAAGAGUGGCAAAGCCUGAAGUCGGAUGAUGAGGUCUAGUCUUCCCCUUGUUUGGUUUGCCUUUGGAGGCAAGAAAGACAUUGCUUUUGUAUAACAUUCAUCAGUUGUUAAUGGUUCUUUCCCC